Messenger RNA from Rhopilema esculentum, 4270 nucleotides. RefSeq lists its product as uncharacterized. The record is from RefSeq and is a predicted model, not a curated record. Gene Ontology annotation, cellular component: signaling receptor complex; plasma membrane; apical plasma membrane. NCBI's taxonomy places the organism in Eukaryota, Metazoa, Cnidaria, Scyphozoa, Rhizostomeae, Rhizostomatidae. Gene Ontology annotation, biological process: receptor-mediated endocytosis. Gene Ontology annotation, molecular function: protein binding; hormone binding; calcium ion binding.
AUGGUCUACAUAUUGCUUCUAAAGACGGAUUAUAAAGCGCUAGGAUGUCAGAACAGCACAUCGUCAUCACAUUUCAAAUGUGCAGUUGGACAGUUUAAAUGUACAUCAGAGAAAUGCAUUCCAAUAGGAUGGAAAUGCGAUGGUGACAACGAUUGCCAAGACAAUUCAGAUGAAGCGGGAUGUGUUCCAUCAACUUGUCAUGCUGGUGCAGAAUUUCGCUGCCGAAACUCGAAAUGCGUCCCAAAGAAAUGGGUAUGUGAUGGAGAUAACGACUGUGGCGAUCGGUCUGAUGAGGCCGCUUGCAAUUCAACGACACCGCCAACGUGCGCAUCGAAUUACUUCCAAUGCAAUGACUCUCGAUGUUUGCCCGUGCGGUGGAAAUGUGACGGUCAACCUGACUGCAACGAUGGAAGUGAUGAAAAUAAUUGCGGAACAUCCAAAUGCGCAACAGAUGAGUUUCAAUGCAAGAAUGGCAACUGCAUUACGUCACGGUGGCGUUGUGACGGUGACAAUGACUGUGGAGAUAACAGUGACGAAAGUGGAGACUGUCGUCCUGCAACGUGUUCAAAAACGGCUUUUCGCUGCGGCAGUGGCCAGUGCAUUCCCUCAAGAUGGCGUUGCGAUGGGGACGCUGAUUGCCGCGACAAAUCUGAUGAAGCAAACUGCAAAAAUAUGACAACAAAAGCACCGACAACUUGCCCCCCAGAAUUCUGGAAAUGUGCCAAUUCUCACUGCAUUUUGAGCUCUUGGAAAUGCGAUGGUGAUAAAGACUGCCCAGACGGGUCAGAUGAGGACAGCUGUGACCGCGUCACCUGCCCAACAAGGAAGCUUGCGUGUGCCAGUGGAAGGCAGUGUUAUGAGAAGAGCCAAAGGUGCAAUUCUGUUCAAGAUUGCAAAGAUGGGUCAGACGAGAUUGGCUGUGCAACUGGUACGCUUAUCUGUACCAAAGAUCAUUUCAACUGCACAAAAACAAAAUGCAUUGAAAAUUCGAAGGUAUGCGACACAAAUCGAGAUUGUCCUGGUGGUGAAGACGAGCCAGCCAACUGCUUCAUCAAUGAGUGCUUGGACCAUAAUGGCCACUGUUCGCACAAAUGCACCGAUCUCAAAAUAGGCUACAAAUGCUCUUGUCUGCCUGGCUUUGCCCUUGGUUCCGAUGGUCAUAGCUGCAAUGAUUUGAAUGAAUGUUCAGAGUAUGGGAGUUGUCAUCAACUUUGCACAAAUGAGAAAGGAAGCUACAAAUGCUCAUGUGCAAAUGGCUAUCUCUUGGCAGGGGAUCGCAAAGCUUGCAAAUCCGGAGGCUCCUUCACUCCAAGAUUGAUCUUUGCAAACAGGUAUGAUAUCAAGAGCUAUACGCUCAACGGCUCCGACUACAGACUUGUCGCCGGUGGAAUGAAGGGCAUCGUAGGCCUAGAUUUUGAUGUCGCCAACAAUUAUGUUUACUGGACUGACGUUACUCAUGAAAUUCUACAGCGUGCUCGCAUAGAUAAAUAUAGUUCAAACGAACUGCUUUUACGUAAUUUACACACCCCAGAUGGUCUAACUGUUGACUGGAUUGGAAGGAAACUGUACUGGACCGACACUGGUCUCAAGAAAAUCGAAGUUGCUGAAAUGGACGGUACUAAGAACACGGAUUUAGUUGAAUUUAAUGCUACCGGACAGCCCCGAGCCAUAGCCUGUGACCCUAACGAAGGGUAUCUUUAUUGGACUGAUUGGGGAAGUCAAGCUGGAAUCGAGCGAAUUGGCAUGGACGGAGACAAUUCUACUCGACAGCAUCUUAUAUCAGACAACAUUGUUUGGCCAAACGGACUUACACUUGACUUUGCGCAGAACAAGAUGUAUUGGGUUGAUUCUAAAUUGAAAAGACUUGAAGUAGCAAACAUGGAUGGAAGCGGAAGAAAGCUAUUGGCCCAUAACACCUUGAACAAGCCCUUUGCACUCACCAAUUUUGAGGAUAACCUCUACUGGACGGAUUGGGAAACAAAGGGUAUUAGAACCAUGAAUAAGUUUAAAGAACCAUACGAAGUGAAAACCUUCAGCAUGAACCACAUGUCUCCCAUGGGCAUCAAAGUUCUGCAUCCCCUGAAACAGCCAGCAGGUAUCAACCCAUGUGGAAGUAACAAUGGUGGCUGCAGCCAUCUUUGUCUGAUUUCAAGAAACGAAGAAAGAUUCUCAUGCCAAUGCCCGCGAGGCAUGUACAUCCAGGCCGACGGUAAGAAAUGUGGAGGGACUCCUGUUACGCGGAAACCAAGACCAAGCCAGUAUCCAAUUUCCACUGGAAAAACCACACCUGUUCCUUCUCGGAAGACAGUAACUAGUGGCUUUACCCAAGGAACAGUUAAGCCUGUUGCAACAACAGAAAAUGACCAAGGGGGUAAAAAACAAAGCACUAAGAGUCAACAGACCACCCUAGUUCCUGAGGUCAGAAAUCCUGAAAAAUCAACAAAGCCUGAAGAUGGGACCGGUGCAUCUGUGGGGCUUGUGAUCGGCAUAACGCUUUCACUUUUGGUUAUUUGUCUUGGCAUUGGCACUGGAGUUUGGUACUACAGAACGAGGCAACAAGGACAGCAUAGUAUCAUGUAUUACAAGGACAUGUCAACUGCUCCACUGGAGGAAGACUUUGACGGUAGUAAUGACGAAGAAAAGACCAAGAUACCGAUGGAAUAUGAGGGUGUGUAGGGGCUUAACUUAGGUAGAAUCUAUCUCUUGCUUCUGGGUCGAGAAAAGGCAGGCUUAUCUUCUAGCAAAUUAGAUAAAAAUGUACAGAUGAUAUUUGUGAGACAACACAGCGAAGAACUCUGGAUGUGACUGUCUUUAUUUUUGAUCAUAGUUUGAUGAUAACGCGCUCAUUUUCUUGGUACUGCAAAACUUGUUGAACAAUGGCAGCAUGUUACCAAGAUUCCGCUUGUUUUAAAGUUAGGCCUUCUUCUCAUCCCAAUGGCGGGAGGAACUGCUUUCUAAUUAUUAGUAAUAUCACGUUUAUUGGAUUAUUGAACUCUCAUAAAUUAUUUGUCGUAUUAAAAUUAUCGUGGAUACAACAGCAUACAGAUGCUUAUUUAUACUGAUAAAAAUGUCGGAUAUUGCCUUACUUACUUGCGAUUUCAUGAUGACUUUUAACUGUUUUGCCUUUCGUAAAUUUAGUUAAAGAGAGGUAAUGACUGUUAAUGCCGAUUUGAUCGCUUACAAGUGGGAAGAAAAGAGUCAAUCAGCCAUUGAUUAUUUUGCACCAUAAAUUCAAACUUCUGUCUUAGUUAGUUCGUAACUUAAAUUAGCAGAAAAAGUUGUGUUUGAAACAAGCAAGGAGCAGUAUACAUGAUUUCUUUUGACUAUUGCAAACUGCAAACCAUUCCAGUGUUUUAGCCACAUUUCGCAUAACCCGUUUUUUCACCAUAAAAUCUAGCCUUUUAGAACCCCACUCCCUUUCCUAACACUAUAUCAAUGCAUAGUCUCAACUUCAUCAAAAGGAGGACAGAUUCUUGUUUCACAUAUUUCAUCAUUUUCUAUAGUUUUUCGCCCAAUUGGUGUUUGUUCUUUAUGAAUUUACGUAAACUUUUAUGUCGUAAACUCGCACACUUCUUGAUUAAUGAAGAUUUAGAGUCUAAACCAUUAGUGUAUUUUGGUAAUUAUCUUAGUAUUUCAAUUUUUCCAUUUUCAUUUCUACCAAACAUUACUUGAAUCAAACUAUAUCGUAGCUUAAUUAUAACGCUGCUUGAAUGCCAUCCAAAUCACAGGUCGUAUUUCUAAUUCCGGCCCACAUAAUCAAAGUCAUUUUUGCAAGAGGUUAAAUCUUAUACGAAAAUUGACAAAUAAAUUGCUUCCACCUUUGUUUCUUCACAACAAUUUUUGAAACAAAACUUUAGUGUCCAUCUCUUUACCGUUAACCUUAUAACUUGAAAGGAACUCCCAUGGCGAAAGGUGUGUACAUUUGUAGCGACUAGAAACAAGUAAAAAUACACAAUGACUUAACUUAACAACUCUGGAUUUUCAGCUCUUGAUUGAAGUCAAGCCAUUUUGCUUCAUGAAAACAUGACAAAAUGGAGAUUUUCAGUAUAAUCUAAAGCAGAUUAAUGUCUUUGUUAAGCAAAUUGAAAUCUGUACAUAGUUUAUCGUAUUAUAUUCUUUGCAUUUCAUAGGUUAAAAGUAGCACAAGGUUUGCUUAAUUUGAGUGUUUAAUGUUGUUUGUAUCACCUUUAUUUAACUUAGGCUGUGUUAGGUGUGUUAAUUUUUGACUUCUCGCGUAUUUAUUCAGAAAAAAGUUGAUAGAAAUUGCAGA